This is a messenger RNA of Rhizophagus irregularis DAOM 181602=DAOM 197198, 375 nucleotides long. The record is from RefSeq and is a predicted model, not a curated record. Lineage: Eukaryota; Fungi; Glomeromycota; Glomeromycetes; Glomerales; Glomeraceae.
AUGUCUUUUAAGAAACAUUACCGUUAUUUUCAUAUUCACUGGAUGUUGAAGCAAGUUGAAGCUGGUGAGCGUACACAAGAUUUAAAGAUGAGUAUUUUACAAGCAAUUCAAUAUAUUAUUCAAGAUUUUCCUUUGGAUGAUCACGAAGUGUCUGAUGAGCUUGCCAAUGCUCUUAAAACUCUUAAUUUUUCUGAUAUGAUGGAAUUGAAAGAGUUUUUCAAUAUUCCUGAAGAGAAUAUGAAAAAUAUUAAUGAUGAUUUAGAUGAAAUUAAUAAUAAUAUCAAAGAAGAAGUUAUUAAUUUUAGUGUUGCAUUAAAAAACUUGAAAAAAGUGAAUAUAUUUUUACUUCAGCAAGAAUAUGUAUAUGACAUUUAA